Eupeodes corollae is the source of this 2687-nucleotide messenger RNA. RefSeq names its product piggyBac transposable element-derived protein 4-like. Bases 1369 to 2247 code for a protein of 292 amino acids. The record is from RefSeq and is a predicted model, not a curated record. The transcript is spliced from 2 exons. Lineage: Eukaryota; Metazoa; Arthropoda; Insecta; Diptera; Syrphidae.
UUCACUGUCCCCAUACAAACUGAUUGAAAACCAUCUCUACGUUCACUAUUUCCUAUCAGAAAUAAAAACAUUACCAUCACGUCCCAUGAAUCACAUAUGAUACAUAGAACUUUUUUUGUACCGUGUUUCCAGCGUCCAUGAAUCAUAUAUGAUUCAAAAUAAGAAAAAUAUGAAAAGUGUUCUACGUUCCUAUACAAAUUGAUUCAAAAUAUUCUCCACGUCCAGCCUUUUUUUUGGUCGAAAGCAUUACGAUUGACUUGAAUAGUGAAAUCGUUUUUUUACCUUUGGCUUUCUUAUAUUGUUGUUAAAAAAAUAGUUUAAUUUUAUGUUCAUAUAUAAUUUAUGGACGUAGUAAGUGUUCAUAGCAUAUCACUACGUCAAACGAAUCAUAUAUGAUUCAUAAAAAAAAUUAUUAUAAGGGAUUAUUACGUUAUAGUUCUUCAUUAGACGUGAUUAUACACUUUAAAAGCAUGUUUUAAAAACACUGCACAUAAAUUAGAUUGAAAUUAUCAGGUCAUCUUUAGGUUUUUUCCUUACAAACAUGAAGAAAAUUAAAAAUAUUUGUAAUAAAGGAGUCACAGGACGUACAUAUAAUAUACCUACAUAAUUUGAAAAUGGACAUGGAAAUUGAGGAUUUCAGUUCUGGAAGUGAAUCAGAUUAUCAACCAACAGAAAUUGAUACUGACACGUCGUAUGAUCUUUCUGAAAAUGAAGAUGAUGAAGAACAAAUUUGUGGCAAUGGAAUCUCACCCGAUGCCACUGAGCUCGUUUGGCAUGAAGAAGUUUUACCAAUUGGCAGAGAGCAAUUUACUGGAAUUUCUGGGAUUCAUCGAAUUGAUGCCAUCACAAAUGAAAAUGGAAAAAUUGAUUUUGUAAAAAUUUUUGAAAAAUUGCUAACAGCGGAUAUUGUCAUGGAAAUGGUUGAACAUACCAAUACAUAUGCCCACAUCUUAAGAUCAUCACGAACGUCUGCAUUUAAUCGAUUACGACGAUGGAAAGAUGUGGAGAUUGAAGUGAUGAAGCAAUUUUUUGGUGUUGUUAUGCUAAUGGGUGUCGUUAACUUGCCGAAAAUUGAGCACUAUUGGAAACUGGACCCAUUAUACAAUUAUCCGCUUAUGCAUAUGAUAAAAAUGUCAUACAAAAGUUUUUCACUAAUAUUGCGUUGCUGGCAUUUUGCUUCUCCUUUGCUUCAAGAAAGGACACAUAAAACAUACAAAAUUGAUCCUCUAAUAAAAAAACUGCUAUCAAACUUCCGGUCAUUGUAUACUCCUGGCGAAAUACUUGUGGUAGAUGAAUCGGUAAUCAAGUUUCACGGUCGACGUUAAACGUACAACCCUUCAAAGUAAGUAUGGCAUAAGAGCCUACAAAAUGUGCACAGUUGAUAGUUAUACGUGGUCGUACGAAAUAUAUCCAAGAGCAUCUUUAGCAAUGGAAGGGUUAGACAAGCCGGGAUCUGUUCUUGUCAGAUUGUGUGAACCCCUUUUAGGUGAGGGACGAAUGAUUGUCACCGACAAUUAUUAUACCAGUUUACCAUUAGCAACGUAUUUAAAAAAUCGCAACACGGACUUAUGUGGAACAAUACGAAAAAAUCGGGCAGAUCUUCCACCACACGUCACUAAGCACAAAUUGAAAAGAAAUGAAAGCAUUGCUCAACAAAAGGAUGGAUGCAUCACGGUGCUGAAAUGGCAUGAUACAAGGAAUGCCCUUAUGCUAUCUACUUGCUAUGGAAAUGAAUCGUCAGCAGUAAGUCUAUGGAAUGGUGAAAAAAUUAAACCAAAUGCCGUAAUAGAUUACAAUGGCGUUAAAAAAGGCAUAGAUAUAGCAGAUCAAUUAGCUGCAUUUCAUUCGCCAUUGCGAAAAACCCUCACGUGGUAUAAAAAAGUUGCUGUAGACCUUUUGUUCCGAGUUGCAGUCAUCAAUGCUAGAUGCAUAUACAACAAAUUAGCAGACGAAGGUCCAAUUUCCAUGUUGCAGGCUCAAGAAAUGCAGUUGAGAGUAUUGCUCGGUUCUUGUGCAUCCGCAACAAAUAUCUCAAGAAUUCCUCCAACAAUAUUACAUCCAAGCCAACAUUUUCUCACGGAACUUCCACGUUCAAAUGGUAAAAUUAUGCGAAAGCGUUGCGCUUUGUGCUAUAAGAACCUGAGGAGAGAUGGUCAUAUAGCUGCCUUGAAAGCAAAACAGGUAAAUACAGAGUGCAAGCAAUGCAAUAAGGCAUUGUGCUUAACAUGUUUUAACUUUAAACAUUAGAGGACUAGUGUCUAAACUUUAAAAAUGUAAAUUGUUAUUGUUAUUUGUUUAAUUUGUAUCCAAUUGUUGUAUUACUUUCUUGUUGUUUUUCAAUUUAUUUGAUCAAAAAAAUAUAAAGAUUCAUUGAUGAAAAAAUGCGUUUUCUUAAACAUUUUUCCAAAUUUUUUUGCAGCUAUGUUAUGGGCUAUAUAUAGCCAACAUAUUUACAUCAAAAUUAUGUCAUUGAGAUGAUAUGAUUCAUGGACGCUGUAAGCACGGUACAAAAAAAAUGUACGUAUCACAUGUGAUUCAUUGGACGUGAUACUGAAGUUUUAUUUUCUAAACAAAUUAUAUGGACGUGGAGAUGUUGCUUGAUCACUUUGUAUGGGGACGUAGAAUAAUUAAUAAAACUUUUGAAUCAUAUGUGAUUCAUGGACGUAGGAAACACGGGACAAAAUGGA